Messenger RNA from Spathaspora passalidarum NRRL Y-27907, 1746 nucleotides. It is a transcript of the gene ROB1, whose product is annotated as Zn(II)2Cys6 transcription factor ROB1. The record is from RefSeq and is a predicted model, not a curated record. NCBI's taxonomy places the organism in Eukaryota, Fungi, Ascomycota, Pichiomycetes, Serinales, Debaryomycetaceae. The transcript has a single exon. Gene Ontology annotation, molecular function: zinc ion binding; DNA binding. Bases 1 to 1746 code for a protein of 581 amino acids. Gene Ontology annotation, biological process: DNA-templated transcription.
AUGCUUGUAAAUUCGUCUUCGCGUCCAUCAAUUCCCAAGCUCGAUAGUGUAAAGCAAGAAGGCGACAAUAAUGAUGGGUACACCAACGGGAAUGAGAACAGCGAAACCUUAAUAGGUGAAGUCAAGGUUGAUUUGCAGGUGCUAACUUCACAAAAAGUAUCAGAUUUGAUAAAUAUUGCACUCACGUAUUUUGACCACCAAAUCUUAUGCUAUAUUUUAAACACAAGAAAGACACAAGAGUUAUUUGAAGAUUUGCGAGCCCAUGUAGAUGAGAUAGGUUACGCCGAACAGAUAUUUUGCACAUAUCCCAACAAUACUUACAUCUCACCAGAAUUGAUUUACUCACUCAGUGUCAUUGGCUCAAUAUAUCGAGAUGAUCUUCCCGGUGCACUCUUCUACUACGAGCUUUCGCAACGCAUAAUCUUUCACAACUAUACAUUGAGCAAAUCGUCCUAUCCAAAAUUGGUGGCAUUGGUACUCAAUGCGUUUUUCGAACUUAAUCGUGGGGAAUUAUCGCUGGCAUGGCAAUUAUCGGGGAUGUCGUUCCGCAUGGGGUUUGAUCUUGGACUCCACGACUCAACCAAAGAGGAGCCGGAUGAAGCAAUGAACAAUUUAAAAAACUUGACAUAUUGGGGGACAUUCAUAAUUGAUAAUUAUGCAGGGUACAUCUUUGGUAGACCCAAGAUGUUAAUGUAUGAUUGUGAUUAUCCAAUUUUCAAUAAUGGAUUGAAUGAUAUAAAGUUGCCUCAUAUUGUUGGUUUAUUAGCCAUGGGGGAUCCCAUGAUUACUUCAAUUUAUCAAAUAAUGCCAUUCAAAGAUGCCGAGGAGUUUAAAAGAACAUUCAUUGUUAAAUACAAUCAAUUGCGCGAGUACAAUAACCGGUUAAUUCAAUGGAGAAACGCCUUACCCAAGGAACUAGUAUGGAACAUGUCUAGUCUUAAACGAAGUGCACGAAUCACCGACCAUCUGUUUAAAUUUGCAUUCUAUUUAAUGUUUAUAAUCUUGAACAAGCCGUUUUUGUUGUUGCCGAUAGGAAGUGAUAUUCUGAUGUUUACCGUGAUAUGUCAAGAAAUGGAAAUAAUAUUCAGAAACGUGGAGGAUCCAUGCUAUUUGAAAAACAUUGUGGUGCUAUACGUGAUGAUUCUUGUGUGUAAAUUAAUGUUGAUACAGCUAUUGAACCGCAACUCGAAAAAGAUUGACGAACAAUUUGAAAGAUUGGAGUUCUUUAUCAGUUAUAUAAAAGUCGUGUUUAAAGCCGAUGUGUGGAUCCUUGCUAAGUAUCCAUUGGCUAUGUUGGAAUCAAGGGUAAUGGUAUUGAAAAAAGAAUUGAAGCAGCACGAGCAAGUGAAUAGCCAAUCCACUCCGGCCAUAACUUCAACUCCAUCGGAUGCAAAUGCCGUACAGGUAAAAAUUACUGGCACGUCGAUUUCUUCAUCAUCAAGCUCGGGACGUUCAAACAGUAUAGUGGAUCCAAUGAUCCCAUACACAGAUGAAAACAUGUCGCAAAAUGUUGGUUUCCUUAAGAUGGUAGAUGCCUUGUUUAGCCAGGGGACAAUUACACCUACUCAGGGAAUGUUUCCUGUGCUGACCGCAGGUACCCCAACAGCUGCUCAAGAGCAAAUUGAUAAUAGUCUUCAUAUCAGUAAUAAUGGAGCAACUGGAGCGACUGUUCAAGGGUCAAGUGAGACAUUUAAUAAUAUUUUCAGCUUUGAUUUGUUAGAUCUUGACGCCUAUAUGCAGCAGUAA